CCGUGCGGCGCCAACCGCCAACACCACAAAUUGUUUGUUUUGCUUCUCGAUCGAACAAAAUUUCUGAGAAGCAGCGAAAAAAACCUGCAAGGCCCACCACARUUCACAACUUUUCUGUAACCAACCGGAUCAACUUUGAUACCAAGGAAUCAACAUGACUACGCUUUCAGCAGACGCCGUGUCAAUGGCCGCUCUCUUGGCCGCCUUGACUCAACCAGACACGGAAGGAAUUCGUCAAGCUGAAGUUGCCCUGAAGCCUAUUUUGAAAGACAAUCGCUGUGUUCCUGCAUUUGUUGAAAUUCUCAAGGCAAAAGAUACGCAGGUAAGCCGUUCUGUUCGGUCGAAGCAUAAUUAUAGUGUCUUGGAAAAAAAUCGAAAGUCGAUGUACACUUCUUUCUUUCUUCGAUCAAUUGCUUACCCUUCUGCUUCUGACGAUCCAGCCUCCUGCCAACCGACAUGUUGCAGGCAUUCUUUUGCGCAAACGACUGCCCGGCCAUUACGACAGCUUCGAUGCUGCUACAAGGACUGCUCUCAAAGCAGAAAUAUUGACCAUCUUGUCACAGGAGCCAGAAAGAUCCGUGCGAAAUGGAUUGAUUGGUGUUGCGGCGUCUCUCGGAAAGUUAGAAUGCACCGCAGGCGGAACAUCUUGGCCCGAACUCUUCCAAUUCAUUGCUGCCGCGGGCGCCGAACAACAACCAGAUGCGCGGGAAAUGGCGUUCGGUCUAUUGCAAGAAAUGACUGACACAAUUGGUAUGCACUUGAAGAGCCAAUUUGCGCCUAUUGCAGGAUUAUUUGCGAACGCAUUAGUACCAACAGAGGAUGCUAAAGUUCAAAAGUCCGCGGUCAAAGCUGUUGGACAGCUCCUCUCUUUCUUGGCAGACGAGCCCGAGAUUGAUGUUUUUGCUGGUCUCAUCCCUUCUAUCCUAGAAGUAGCGGCUCGAAAUGUGAACGACGAUGAGCUCAUGGCGGUCGUGCUUGACGUACUCUAUGAUCUGGCAUACUCUCCAUCUCAAUCUGUCACCGUUCAUAUGCAACCAAUUGUUCGAUUUACUCUCCAAUGCAUUCAAACACAAGAUCUGGAGAUGGGAGUGCGUGACUCCGCUGCACUAGUUAUUGCAACUAUGGCCGAGGCAAAACCAAAAACGUUUGGAAAGGAGGAAGCUAUGCUAUCCCAAAUUUUGGAAACUCUAUUUACUUUGAUCGAGAACUCGCCAGAUUCGGCUGCGGGUGCUCUGUUCGAAUCAAAUCCGGCUUGGAGAGAGGAUCUAGAAAAUGGAGGUGACGAAUUUGACGGAGAUCUCGAUAGUCCAACAGAAACUUCCAUGGCACAGGGCACCCUUGAUAUGCUCGCUUGCGAAGUCCCCAAAAAAUACAUUUUCCAGCCGGUUGUGUCACGAUGUGUUCAAAGACUCAACUCACCGCAAGCAAACCACAGAAAGGCAGGAAUUGCUAGUUUGGGAGUUAUUGCCGAAGGAUGCCAAGAGCCUCUAUCGGAUCACUUGAGUGAGCUUAUGCCGUAUGUUCUCAAGUGUGCGCAAGACCCUGAUUCCCAAGUUCGGGAGUGUGCUUGUUUCUGCCUUGGUCAGAUUUCUGAGCAUUGUCAACCAGCUGUCUUGGAAUAUUCCGAACAAAUCCUUCCAAUUGUUUUCAACUUGCUUGAUGACAAAACAGUUGCUGUUCAAGCAACUUCUUGCUACGUGUUAGAAAUGUUUUGUGAAAGGUUGGAACCAGAUGCUGUCCGACCUUUACUUGAUUCUUUGGUAAAGAAAUUGGCAGGCAUGCUUGGAAGCUCAGACAAAAGAAGUGUUCAAGAAAUGGCAGUGGCGGCAUUGGCAGCUACAGCCGUCGCAGCCGAGGAGGAAUUCACGCCAUAUGUUGGUGGUGUAGCAACCCUCAUGACCAAGUACAUGGGUUUGACUGAUGAAAAUUUGUUUUCCCUCCGAGGACGAGCUUUGGAGUGCAUGGGACAUAUGGCUAUCGCUGUGGGCCGUGAAACUUUCCGACCUUACUUCCAAGUGACCAUGGAAUGUGCUUGCGAAGGCCUGACGCGGGACUCAACAGAUUUGCAUGAAUUCGCGUAUGCUGUGUUCGCAAACUUGUCGAAAGUUAUGAAAGAAGAAUUCGCACCGGCACUGCCAGAAUUGGUACCUCACCUAGUCUCAGUAAUUGGCACAGAUGAGGGCUCACUUGAACCUGCUGAAGAGGCAGAAAAGGUAAGCAAAGAUGUGUGUAUUGCUUGCAACGUUGUUGGAAAGCGAUUGUGUUGUCUUACUUUUUCCUGACCAGCGUGAUUUACAAUCGUUAUUGUUUACUACUCCUCAGUCUGGCCAAUUUGGAGCUCUUGACGAUUCGGACGAUGAAGAUGAAGAUGGUGGUAACUAUGUUUUGCAUGUGCGAACAGCGCUCUUGGAGGUCAAGAAGGGAGCGCUCACGGCCAUCGGAGAGUUGGCUUCGCACACAGGCGCUGCAUUCGCUCCUUUUCUGGAAAGUGUCAUUCAAGUAUUGCAAAAGGCUGCUACCAAUUGGCAUCCUUUGAUCAAGUGCGAGGUUGCUGAUGCUCUGCCAAACAUGAUUGUGCCAAGCGUUGCCGCUUACCAUAAUGGAGAAAUCCAGUGGACAAAGGGAGACACAACGUGCCCUAAUCCUCUGUCUCAGCACACACAGGCACUCGUCACGGCUGUCUUGGGAGAAUUGAUGGGCCUCACAAAGGACGAUGAUAGCAAUACCGUUGCUAAAGCAUGCGAAGGAAUUCAAUCUGUGAUUGAACUUUGUGGACCUCACGCGCUUCUGCCAGUCGCUAACGAUUGUCUCACCACCGCACAUGCGAUUCUGAUCAAAAGUUCCCCUUGUCAAGCAUCUGAAGAAUUCCUUGGCGAAGCUCCUGAGGACGAUGAUGAUCACGAUGUCGUGACACAGGCAGCUUGUGAUUUGGUCGGCGGUUUUUGCCGAGUAAUGGGAGCCCAGUUUGGGCAAUAUCUUCCUCAGUUUUUGCCGGCAGUUUGCGAAUAUGCGAAGUCGUCUCGACCAGCACGUGAUAGAUCAAUGGCUAUCGGUUGGCUCAGUGAAGUUGCUCAGGAGCUAGAAGGAACCAUAUUCGAACACUGGAAAACUGUCUUUUUGCCCGCAACCUUGGCCGGGCUUGGCGAUCCAGCGGAAGAGGUCAAGCGAAACGCAGCUUUCUGCGCAGGUGUUUGUUGUGAAGUCCUCAAGGAAAGCAUUGUCGGGGACUACCCACAAAUUCUACAGGGACUCGAACCGUUGUUCGGCAUGGAUGCGUCUAAUGGAGAUGCUACCGCUGCAUGUGUUGAUAACGCAGCUGCUUGCGUUGCUCGCAUGAUUAUGGCGCAACCAGCUAGUGUUCCUAUGCCUCAGGUUCUACCUGCAAUGUUGCGACUACUGCCGUUGAAGACGGAUAUGACAGAAAACGAAACGAUUUACAACUGUCUGCUGGGACUUAUCCAAAUGGGUCAACCUGACGCGUUGGCCCAAAAGGCUGAGCUGCAGCGAAUCUUCACUGCAGCCACUGCUUCUGGAAGCAAAGUCGACCAAGAGAUUCAAGCUAAGUUGGCGCAGGCCGCCCCAGCUCUUCAGUAAUGCAUGUAAACCGAUCGAUCUUUUCUCAUCGAUCUGUUUUGUAUUAUGGGAAGUCUUCAGCAAAUUGCCGUGCUGUGGAAGUCGGCAUCCAAAAUGAAUACGAAAAGUAGUU
Messenger RNA from Pseudo-nitzschia multistriata, 3706 nucleotides. NCBI's taxonomy places the organism in Eukaryota, Bacillariophyta, Bacillariophyceae, Bacillariales, Bacillariaceae. The record is from the annotation of a GenBank genome assembly.